AUGUCACCGACUUCUUUGACCACGGCAAUGCAACCCCCGCCGGGCCCUGAUGCUAAAUUAACACUCCCGGGCCAAUCCGCCACCAACCCUAUCGUGUUCGAGGACGCGAUGAUAGUGCGUGUCCGGGUCUUUGUCGACGAGCAAAAUGUCCCGGCGGAAUCAGAAAUAGACAGUGAUGAUGCGCGCAGCUGGCAAUGGGUAGUUUACGACUCUCCUAGUUCCGCUGCUAAAAUCCCCGUCGCGACGAUUCGACUGGUACCGCCACCACAGCCACCACACGAGCUUCUGACUCACCCUGAAGCAGCGGCAACCCAGAAUUUGCCAGCUUUCGAUUGGUCUCACGAACCGUGUAUCAAAUUGACCCGCGUUGCUGUGAUCCCGGAGUAUCGAGGACAAGGCCUCGGACGCCGUCUUGUCGAGACGGUUCUUACGUGGGCGACGGAACAUGCAGCAGAGAUCGACAAAGCCUCUGCACAGCUUGCAGAGCAGCGCAAUGACCCACCGCCAUCUCAGAAGUGGAAGGGGUUGGUCCUUUUACAUGCACAAGUGGAUGUCGAGCAAAUGUAUCAACGCAUGGGCUUUACAACAGAUGAGUCACUUGGCCGGUGGGAUGAAGAGGGCAUCGACCAUGUUGGGAUGUAUCGGCGACUCACGAUAGCAUGA
Messenger RNA from Penicillium chermesinum, 663 nucleotides. Its product is annotated as GNAT family N-acetyltransferase. Gene Ontology annotation, biological process: UDP-N-acetylglucosamine biosynthetic process. The coding region runs from base 1 to 663 and encodes 220 amino acids. The transcript has a single exon. Gene Ontology annotation, molecular function: glucosamine 6-phosphate N-acetyltransferase activity; monosaccharide binding. The record is from RefSeq and is a predicted model, not a curated record. Lineage: Eukaryota; Fungi; Ascomycota; Eurotiomycetes; Eurotiales; Aspergillaceae. Gene Ontology annotation, cellular component: endoplasmic reticulum-Golgi intermediate compartment; Golgi apparatus; endoplasmic reticulum.